Messenger RNA from Suillus paluster, 492 nucleotides. RefSeq lists its product as uncharacterized. The transcript is spliced from 2 exons. Lineage: Eukaryota; Fungi; Basidiomycota; Agaricomycetes; Boletales; Suillaceae. The coding region runs from base 1 to 492 and encodes 163 amino acids. The record is from RefSeq and is a predicted model, not a curated record.
AUGAUACGAUACUAUCGUACAGCUGGAACCUCGGAAGAUCCCGGUGGUGGUCCCAGCCUAAGAUCGUCUGGUCUGACUCUUGAGAGCUUGAGCUACCACCAUUAUGAUUUAGCAACCUUUUUGCACAUCGCACUGAUUAAUAUCACUUCCACAGACGGGCGAGUUGGCCAGCCUCCAGGAGGCUGCCGCGAUAUGGCCCUAUACGUCUUGUGGGACUUGGGCAGUGUCAUGCCAGAAUCCAAGGUGGUCAUCCUCAAAAAUAUGUUUUUGUUUAUGAGGAUAAUCUCCGUUGCAGCUUCUAGGGAAAAUAACUAUCGGUGGCAAGAUCUUCAUGUUGGCCGGUAUCUUUACUUCACCUUUGCCAACGAUGUCUACAUUCAUCACGCCAACAUUCUAUGUCUGCUUUCCACGUUAAUAUUCUGGCCUGGCUCCUAUUCCGGUGCUGUGCGCGCACUUGGCAUUGCAAAGAUUUUAGUAAUGAUAAAUUUGUAG